AUUCUCCAUUGACUUGACUAGUUGACUUUGAUGUAAGAGAUGUAUCGAUCCCCUUGGACGAAAUGAAUGAAUACGUAGCUAUAGCUUGUAUUUAAAUUCAGAAGGCAGGCAAAUAGGAGAGGUAACAUAUCAUGCAAAAUAAGCUUAAACAUGACAUCCUCAUCCUCUGUUCUAACUGCUUCCGUUGUGGCAACAGCUGUAUGGGUUAUUGUUCUUACACUAGCCUCGAUAAUAUUAGCAGCAGCAGGGUCGCAAGAUUCAGAAGCUCAGGCGUUGUUGGAGUGUGGGUGGUGGAAUGGCUUUGUCAACAACACUGCAAAUCAUUGUAGCUGGCCUGGUGUAACAUGCAACCAUGAUGGAAGUGUCGUCGAGAUUGGCCCUCUAUAUAAUUAUUAUUAUGAGGAAGAAAUAUUUACAAAGAUGAACUUUUCUGCCUUCCCCAAUCUUCUUCGGCUUGACCUUAAUAACCAAGGGUUUAACGGAAGCAUCCCUCCUAGUUUGGGUCAUCUGACCAAACUUAGAAAACUAUCUCUUGAGGGCAACCAACUUAGUGGAUCCAUUCCAUCAGAAAUUGGGAAGCUACGUAAUUUGGUUAUUUUGGAUCUUUCCGGUGACUUUCUUUCAGGUGAAGUUCCUUCCACUUUAGGCUGAUUAGCCAAUUUGUUUACUAUUAAACCAUCCUCCAUCAU
This is a messenger RNA of Rubroshorea leprosula, 689 nucleotides long. NCBI's taxonomy places the organism in Eukaryota, Viridiplantae, Streptophyta, Magnoliopsida, Malvales, Dipterocarpaceae. The record is from the annotation of a GenBank genome assembly.